AUGGAGAGUCUACCUCGAUAUCUUGAUGUUUGCAACAAGUCUGGACCGUACAACGAGAAUUAUAAGAAUGAUCUUCGAACUAAUUUGCAACUAAAUGUCUGGAUCAUGAAAAUAAUCGGCACGUGGCCACUGACACAUUCCUCGAUUGAGAUGCUGUGUUACAGAGUGCUGAAUGUAAUCUGCUACAUAUUGCUGGCUCUACUCCUAAUUCCCAGCGGCAUAUACAUCGUCCUGGAGAUCAAGGACUUCUACAAUCAAUUGAAGCUCGGUAGCGCUCUUACAUUCUUCUUCAUGGCUGUGUUGAAAUACUGCGCUUUGCUUUUGCGCGAGAAUGACAUUCGCAAAUGUGUCGAUUAUAUUAAGAGUGACUGGAGAAACGUGAGAUACAUGGAUGAAAGAAAAAUCAUGCUGGAGAACGCAAACUUUGGCCGUCGGCUGGUGGUCAUCUGCAGCGUCCUCAUGUACGGCGGCGUCACGUUCUAUUUCGUGGCGGUGCCACUGACUCGCGCGAAGAUCAUAGAGGAGGAUAGCAAUCUUACUUACCGCAGAUUGGUGUUCCCAGUGCCCAGUGUGAUUGUUGAUGCUCGUCGUAGUCCGGUUAAUGAGAUUUUUUAUUUCAUCCAGUUAUUUGCUGGCUUUAUCGCCCACAACAUCACGGUGGCCGCGUGUAGCUUGGCAACUCUCCUCGCAAUGCAUGCAUGCGGACAGCUGCAGGUGCUCAUGUCCUGGAUAAACCAUUUAGUUGAUGGUCGAGACGGCGUCAACGAUACCACGAACGAGAGAUUAGCUAAGAUAAUACAAUUACACGUGCGUAUCUUGAACUUUAUAUCUCUAACCGAGGAAUUGUUGCAUGAGAUUUCUUUGGUGGAAGUUGUGGGAUGUACAUUAAAUAUAUGUUUUCUUGGAUAUUAUUUCAUGAUGGAAUGGGAUUUUAAGAAACCUGUGAGCGGCUUAACAUAUUUGAUACUCCUCAUUUCGCUUACGUUCAACAUAUUCAUAUUUUGUUACAUAGGCGAACUUGUAACGGAACAGAUUAUAAAAGUACGUGAAAGCUCGUACAUGAUUGACUGGUAUCGACUUCCGGAAAAAAAGAGUCUUGCUCUCAUCUUGAUAAUCUGUAUGUCCAAUGCAACUACUAGGCUCACUGCUGGAAGUAUGAUUGAACUGUCCAUCAGCAGCUUCGGUGAUGUUAUCAAAUCAUCUGUCGCUUAUUUGAACAUGCUACGAACGUUUACUACUUGA
This is a messenger RNA of Mycetomoellerius zeteki, 1242 nucleotides long. Its product is annotated as odorant receptor 22c-like. NCBI's taxonomy places the organism in Eukaryota, Metazoa, Arthropoda, Insecta, Hymenoptera, Formicidae. The transcript is spliced from 5 exons. Gene Ontology annotation, biological process: sensory perception of smell; detection of chemical stimulus involved in sensory perception of smell. The coding region runs from base 1 to 1242 and encodes 413 amino acids. Gene Ontology annotation, molecular function: olfactory receptor activity; odorant binding. Gene Ontology annotation, cellular component: plasma membrane. The record is from RefSeq and is a predicted model, not a curated record.